Molecule: messenger RNA, 865 nt
Organism: Periconia digitata
Lineage: Eukaryota; Fungi; Ascomycota; Dothideomycetes; Pleosporales; Periconiaceae
Source: the annotation of a GenBank genome assembly
AUGGCUUUGCGACAUCUGCAGGAAGUGCCCAAGGCAACCGAUUUCACCCCACUACAAGAGCAUCAAGAACAGACACCAACCACCUUCUUCGGCAGCAAGCCCGUCCUCUACGCCCACCAAACCGACCUCACUUUGACUGCAACUGCCUCUCAGCUCAAGGAGGAUGCUGCCUUUGCGGCUUUCUCAUCAUCUGCUAGCGACGGCGAGGACGCGCUCAUUGGAGAUGUAGCUAUCUGGGUCAACUCCGAAAAUCUUAUACUCUCUCAAGGUACACCUAAUCCUACUGCCGUUGCCAUCCCCUACCCCUCAAUUGCCCUCCACGCAACCCUAAAGCACACCCCAUCCACCGAAGCACUGCUUCUUAACAUCUCCCUCAACGACGCUUCCACCGUGAAUUCUGCCGAAGAAAUUUCCGUUCUUGAACUGCGCGUUCUUCCGCCUGCGUAUACCACUCCAGAACCCCAGAAUGGCUGCAUCAAGGACAUCUUCGCAGCGAUGAACACAUGUGCCGAUUUGCACCCUGAUCCCGAAGAUGGCGAGGAAAAUGGAGAGGAUGUUUUCGAUGAGACUGCACCAGGCGCUACAGGCUGGAUCACGGCGGAGAAUAUGGGCGAUUUCAUGGAUGCGGACGGAAACUUCACAGGAACAGUCAUUGGCGGCGAGGAAGAGUUGGGUCCUGGCGCAGGUACAGUGAGGCAGAGAGAAGAAGUAGCCGAGGAAGAGGGAGAGACGAAUGGUGUGGGUCAUGCGGAGAAGUAUCAGCGUACAUCAUCGUAGGAUGUGGCGCGAUAUCGAAUGCGCUACUUUGGCGCUGAAUAAUACCCCGAGAGAAUUCACCAACUGAAUCCUGCAAAGACAAAAGUCC